Lingula anatina is the source of this 889-nucleotide messenger RNA. Its product is annotated as 33 kDa inner dynein arm light chain, axonemal. Lineage: Eukaryota; Metazoa; Brachiopoda; Lingulata; Lingulida; Lingulidae. The record is from RefSeq and is a predicted model, not a curated record. Gene Ontology annotation, molecular function: dynein heavy chain binding. Gene Ontology annotation, cellular component: axoneme; ciliary base.
UAUAGUUACAAGAAGCCUGGUGCUGGAAGGAAAAUAUCUUGCUAAAUUUGUCAGAUUUAAAGCAAUUUUCAACAAUCAUGAUUCCACCAAACGCUUCUCUUGUUAAAUACGACAACCCCGUCUUAGUAAGCAGGAAUACAGACAAGAAAACCCCAAGGGCAAGAGCACUGAAGGUCAGUUCUCCACAGCCACCAGACCAGGGUCCAGUGCCUUCACCUCCAGGAGGGAAGAAAGGAGCCGUGCCUCCCAUUGAUGCUAAAGCAGCACAGCAGACAGAUGAGAUCCUGAACUCAAUCCUGCCACCAAGGGAGUGGACAGAGAAUGGUCAGUUGUGGGUGCAGCAGGUGUCCAGCACUCCGGCUACCAGACUGGACGUGGUCAACCUGCAGGAAGAACUGGACAGAAGGCUGCAGCAGAGACAGGCCAGAGAGACUGGGAUAUGUCCUGUCAGGAGAGAGCUCUACUCACAGUGCUUUGAUGAGCUGAUCAGACAGGUGACCAUCAACUGCGCUGAGAGGGGGCUGUUGUUGCUCCGCGUCAGGGACGAGAUCCGCAUGACCAUUGCAGCCUACCAGACUCUGUACGAGAGCAGCGUGGCAUUUGGCAUGCGCAAAGCUCUGCAGGCAGAACAGGGCAAGGCUGACAUGGAGAAGAAGAUUGCUGAGCUUGAAAAUGACAAGCGUGACCUGGAGCGUCAGGUGAACGAGCUGAAGGCAAAGUGUGAGCAGAUUGAGAAGAGAGCCGCAGAGCAGAGAGCUGUGGAGGAGAAGAAACACACGGAAGAAAUUCAGUUCCUGAAGAGGACAAACCAGCAGCUCAAGACACAACUUGAGGGUAUCAUUGCUCCAAAGAACAAGUAAAUGUCACCACAGCCUAAGAGACUUCAUUU